Messenger RNA from Gorilla gorilla gorilla (western lowland gorilla), 4609 nucleotides. Its product is annotated as translation initiation factor IF-2. The coding region runs from base 1 to 651 and encodes 216 amino acids. Lineage: Eukaryota; Metazoa; Chordata; Mammalia; Primates; Hominidae. The record is from RefSeq and is a predicted model, not a curated record. The transcript has 2 exons.
AUGUCUGAGAACGCCGCAGACAGGGGGCGACCCCAGCUCGGGAGCCCGCCGCGGGCCGGCCAGUCCCCAGGGAAGCCCGGCCCCCUAGCCGAGGUCGGAGGCGGCGCGGAUCCCACGGGACUGCGGAGGCCGGGAAGAAGGUUCCCAACUCCCCGCUCCCUGCUCCCACCGGGCUGGCGGGAGGAGCGGCCCUUACCUGUGUUAGGGCGCGCGCUGCGACUGCGUCGCUGUCCGGGAAGGGCCGAAGAGCUGCUCGCCCGCCCGGCGCCCGCUGGGGCUAUGGGCGAGGGGCGCAGCUGGACGACUCAGUCCUGGGUCCCCGGCCAGGCGGGCGGGGAUGGACGCGGCGGCUCCCGUCACUGGCAGCCGGCUAGUCGGUCAGGCCGAUGUGCCCUCUGCGCCGCGGCUGAGACAGCGGGAACCGGCCCCAGGAGGAGCCGCAGCCUGAGCGGCCGACUGAGGAGGCGAAGGAUGGGCGGGGCCACAGGGUCGACGACCCACUCACCCGGAAGCAGUUGUGGCCGCGACUGCCCGGGAGCGGCGCUGGCCGCGGUCCGGGCUUGCGCCGCGGUCCGGGCUUGCACCCCGCUGGGCAAAGUACCCGGGACUGUCACACGGCGAGCUGAGCCCUGGGCCGGCGGGGACGCAUGAGACAUUUGGUGCUGAAGACCUGGGUCUGUGGGACUCCUUUGGGAGACCAGUCCCCCAUCCUCACCCUCACUCUGUGAAGAGAUCCACCUACGACCUUGGGUCCUCAGACCAACCAGCCUAAGGAACAUCUCACCUAUUUUAAAUUGGGUAAGUGGCCUCUUUCUACUCUCUUCUCCAACCUCUCUCACUAUCCCUCAACCUCUUUUCCUUUCAAUCUUGGCGCCACCCUUCAGUCUCUCCCUUCUCUUAAUUUCAAUUCCUUUCAUUUUCUGGUAGAGACAAAGGAGACACAUUUUAUCCGUGGACCCAAGACUCCGGCACAGGUCACAGACUCAGGAACACAGCCUUCCCUUGGUGUUUAAUCAUUGUGGGGAUGCCUGCCUGAUUAUUCACCCACAUUCCGUUGGUGUCUGAUCUCCGUGGGGAUGCCUACCUUGUUCAUUCACCCACAUUCCCUUGGUGGCAAGUUAAUUGUAGGGACACUUGCUUUGGCUGCUCACCCACAUUGCAGCCCAGGGCUGCUCAUGUCACCCCUUCUCUCUGUGUCUCUACCCUCUCUUUUCUCUCCACUUUCCUGGGGGGCAAGCACCCCCCACCCCUUCUCUCUGUGUCUCUGCCCCUUUUCCACUUUCCUAGGGGGGCAAGCACCCCCCGCCCCUUCUCUCCAUGUCUCUGCCCCUUUUCCACUUUCCUGGGGGGCAAGCACCUCCCACCCCUUUUCCACUUUCCUGGGGGUCAAGCACCUCCCACCCCAUUUCCACUUUCCUGCAGGGGCAAGCACCUUCUUUUCAAGGGCCUGUUUCCCUUGCCUCCAUAACUGUUGUGGGUAUUGACAGUCAGGCUUCUAAACCUCUUAAAACUCCCCAACUCUGGUGCCAACUUGGACAACAUUCUUUAAUGCACUCCUUUUUAGUUAUCCCACCUGCCCAGCUCGCUUAUUAGUUCAAAACAUUUUAACUAAAUUAUCUGCUUCCCUGACUAUUCCUGGGUUACAGCCACACCUCACUACUGCCUUUUGCCCCAGUUCAAUGCCUCCUGCACAUCCUCUCCUUGUAUCUCCCCACCUUAAUCCACAAGUGUAGGACACCUCUACUCCCUCCUUGGCGAUGGAUGAUGCACCCCUUACCAUCCUAUUAAAAUCUAAUCACCCUUACCCUGCUCAAUGCCAAUAUCCCAUCCCACAGCACGCUUUAAAAGGAUUAAAGCCUGUUAUCACUUGCCUGUUACAGCAUGGCCUUUUAAAGCCUAUAAACUCUCCUUACAAUUCCCCCAUUUUACCUGUCCAAAAACUGGACAAGUCUCACAGGUUAGUUCAGGAUCUGCGUUUGUCAACCAAAUUGUCUUGCCUGUCCACCCCAUGGUGCCAAAGCCAUAUACUCUCCUAUCCUCAGUACCUCCCUCCACAACCCCUCCAUAACCCAUUAUUCUGUUCUGGAUCUCAAACAUGCUUUCUUUACUAUUCCUUGCACCCUUCAUCCCAGCCUCUCUUUGCUUUCACUUGGACUGACCCUGACACCCAUCAGGCUCAGCAAAUCACCUGAGCUGUACUGCCACAAGGCUUCACAGACAGCCCCCAUUACUUCAGUCAAGCCCAAAUUUCUUCCUCAUCCAUUACCUAUCUCGACAUAGUUCUUCAUGAAAACACACGUGCUCUCCCUGCUGAUUGUGUCUGGCUAAUCUCCCAAACCCCAACCCCUUCUACAAAACAACAACUCCUUUCCUUCCUAGGCAUGGUUGGAUACUUUCACCUUUAGAUACCUGGUUUUGCCAUCCUAAUAAAACCAUUAUAUAAACUCACAAAACCAAACCUAGCUGACCCCAUAGAUCCUAAAUCCUUUUGCCACUCCUCUUUCUGUUCCUUAAAAACAGCCCUAGAAGCUGCCCCCACACUAGCUCUCCCUAACUCAUCCCAACCCUUUUCAUUACACACAGCCAAAGUACAGGGCUGUGCAGUCAAAAUUCUUACACAAGAACUGGGACUGCACCCUGUAGCCUUUCUGUCCAAACAACUUGACCUUACUCUUUUUGGCUGGCCCCCACCCCCAUGACUGUAUCUCUCUGAUCCACCUGACAUUCACUCCAUUUCCCCGUAUUUCCUUCUUUCAUGUUCCUCACCCUGAUCACACUUGGUUUAUUGAUGGCAGUUCCACCAGGCCUAAUCGCCACUCACCAGCAAAGGCAGGCUAUGCUAUAGUCUCUUCCAUAUCUACCACUGAGGCUACCACUCUGCCCCCCUCCACUACCUCUCAGCAAGCCAAAUUCAUUGCCUUAACUCGAACACUCACUCUUGCAAAGGAAUUAUGCAUCAAUAUUUAUACAGACUCUAAAUAUGCCUUCCAUAUCCUGCACCACCAUGCUGUUAUAUGGGCUGAAAGAGGUUUCCUCACUAUGCAAGGGUCCUCCAUCAUUAAUGCCUCUUUAAUAAAAACUCUUCUCAAGGCCGCUUUACUUCCCAAGAAAGCUGGAGUCAUACACUGCAAGGGCCACUAAAAGACAUCAGAUCCCAUUGCUCAGGGCAACGCUUAUGCUGAUAAGGUAGCUAAAGAAGCACCUAGUGUUCCAACUUCUGUCCCUCAUGGCCAGUUUUUCUCCUUCUAAUUGGUCACUCCUAUUUACUCUCCUACUGAAGUUUCCACCUAUCAAUCUCUUCCCACACAAGGCAAAUUGUUCUUGGACCAAGGAAAAUAUCUCCUUCCAGCCUCACAUGCUCAUUCUAUUCUGUUGUCAUUUCAUAACCUCUUCCAUGUAGGUUACAAGCCGUUAGUCUGCCUCUUCAAACCUCUCAUUUCCUUUCCAUCGUGAAUAUCUAUCCCCAGUCCUCCACUCUUGACUCCCUCUUGGAGUGGAUAGAUGAUCUUUGCUGACAGGACACAUUCCAACACUUUCACCCUGAUGAAGUCCUAUUCUUUACUUUUAUACUCACUCUUAUUCUUGCUCCCAUUCUUAUGCCACCCUCUACCUCUCCCCAGCUAUCUCCACCACACUAUCAAUCUCACUCACUCUCUCCUAGUCAUUUAUAAUCCUUCUUUAACAAACAAUUGCUGGCUUUGCAUUUCUCUUUCCUCCAAAAUCACCAAGGCCUCAAUUUACUCACUGCUGAAAAGGGAGGACUCUGUAUAUUUUUAAAUGAAGAGUGUUGUUUUCACCUUAAUCAAUCUGGCCUGGUAUAUGACAACAUAAAAAAACUCAAGGAUAGAGCCCCAAAACUCGUCAACUAAGAAAAUAAUUAUGCUGAACCCCCUUGGGCACUCUCUAAUUGGAUGUCCUGGGUUCUCCCAAUUCUUAGUCCUUUAAUACUUGUUUUUCUCCUUCUCUUAUUCAGAACUUGUGUCUGUCAUUUAGUUUCUCAAUUCAUACAAAACCACAUUCAGGCCAUCACCAAUAAUUCUAUAUGACAAAUGCUCCUUCUAACAACUCCACAAUAUCACCCCUUACCCCAAAAUAUUUCUUCAGUUUAAUCUCUCCCACUCUAGGUUCUCACACCGCCCCAAUCCCACUUGGAGCAGCCCUGAGAAACAUUGCCCAUUAUCUCUCCAUACCACCCCAAAAAUUUUUGCCACGCCAACACUUCACCACUAUUUUGUUUUGUUUUUCUUAUUAAUAUAUGAAGACAGGAAUGUCAGGCCUCUGAAACCAAGCUAAGCCAUCAUAUCCCUUGUGACCUGCAUUUAUACAUCCAGAUGGCCUGAAGCAAAUGAAGAUCCACAAAAGAAGUGAAAAUAGCCUUAACUGAUGACAUUCCACCAUUGUCAUCUGCCCUACCCUGAGAAGAUAUAUUCUCCCCUGCCCUUAAGAAGGUACUUUGUAAUAUUCUCCCCCUGCCCUUAAGAAGGUACUUUGUAUGCCUAUCCCAAACCUAUAAGAACUAAUGAUAAUCCCAACGCCCUUUGAUGACCCUUUUUUCGGACUCAGCCCGCCUGCACUCAGGUGAAAUAAACAGCCUUGUUGCUCACACAAA